Messenger RNA from Vicugna pacos (alpaca), 6810 nucleotides. It is a transcript of the gene ZC3HAV1, whose product is annotated as zinc finger CCCH-type containing, antiviral 1. NCBI's taxonomy places the organism in Eukaryota, Metazoa, Chordata, Mammalia, Artiodactyla, Camelidae. The record is from RefSeq and is a predicted model, not a curated record. Gene Ontology annotation, cellular component: nucleus. Gene Ontology annotation, molecular function: RNA binding; NAD+ poly-ADP-ribosyltransferase activity. Gene Ontology annotation, biological process: response to virus; positive regulation of mRNA catabolic process; positive regulation of type I interferon production.
UUUCUCUUCUUUCCGAAGAAGCAUCGCUGUCCCCGGCUGGGGAGCCUGACCCUCGCCGAGCCUAGGACCAAGAGGGAGCCAUCUGGCGGUCUCCGCGGUCGCCGGCCGAUUAGCCCGCGCUUGUUCGCUCUCUUUCCAUUCGAUCGUGGUUGCGAUUGACUUUAAAUCUGACACAGGGACCGGGUGGAUGAGAUCUGGCCUCUCGACCCAAGGCUAGUAGGAAACCGAAACCGCUGGGCUCAGCUAACGGCGACGGAGAGCGCACGCUCGCUCCAGGCGCGCCCAGUCCGACACCGCCCGCGCCCGCCCCCGGGACUCCAGUAAGUUUCGAUUCUCUCUGGAUUCGAGUCCCGAGCGGCGGCCAGGCCAGCGCAGCGCGCCAUGGCAGACCCGGGGGUGUGCUCCUUCAUCACCAAAGUCCUGUGCGCUCACGGGGGCCGCAUGGCCCUGGACGCGCUGCUCCAGGAGAUCCAGCUCUCCGAGGCGCAGCUCUGCGAGGUGCUGGAGGCGGCCGGGCCCGAUCGCUUCGUGGUGUUGGAGACCGGCAGCAAGGAAGGGGUCACCCGAUACGUGCUGGCCACCACUCGAGCCCGGGUCUGCCGUCGCAAGUACUGCGACAGACCGUGCGAAAACCUGCACCUCUGCAAGCUCAACCUGCUGGGCCGCUGCCACUACUCGCAGUCGGAGCGGAAUUUAUGCAAAUACUCUCACGACGUUCUCUCAGAGGAGAACUUCAAGGUCCUGAAAAAUCAUGAACUCUCUGGACUGAACAAAGAGGAAUUAAGAGUGCUCCUCGUUCAAAAUGACCCUUUCUUUUUGCCCGAGAUAUGCAAACAUUAUAAGGGCGAGGGUGGAAGACAGAUUUGUAAGCAGCAGCCACCAUGUGAAAGGCUCCACGUCUGCGAACACUUUACCCGAGGGGAUUGUGGUUACGCCAACUGCUUCAGGUCCCACAACCUGAUGGACAGAAAGGUGCUGGUGAUCAUGAAGGAACACGGCCUGAGCUCAAGCGUGGUCCAGAACAUCCAGGACAUCUGCAACAGCAGGCACAGCCGAAAGAAGUCCUCUGGCUGGAAAGCUCCUUCCUCACAUCGCAGAGAUGUGCCAUAUACAGGCAGAAGCAAGAGCAGAAACCGAUUACUCCAGGGCACUCUUGAAUUUCUUCCGUCAGCCUCAGCUUCUGCUCAGAGGUCCUGCACACCCAGUCCGGAGCCGGUCGGCCGGAAGCCCAGCCUGGACGAUGUGCUGAUGGAGGCUGUCACCCACAAGUUCGUGCAUUUGGGAAGUCAGGAUUGCUCUCAGCCUGCCCCAGUCUCCUCUAUGGCUGUCAGUUUUGGAGGAACAGGUCAGGUGGGGGGAAGCCAGAGGUUUUCAGAGAACGGAGGCCCAGAGAGUCUCUUUCAUGGGAAUCAUGACAGAAAGGGCAUCACUUUGGAUUCAGCACCAGCUUCCAAAUGGAAAGGCCCCACAUCCUGGCAGAAGGACCAAGACACCAGCAGAGAGAGCUUGUUUCCUCUGCGUCAAGCUGUCUCCACCUCUGCUGGUUCUCCGCAAACACCCGAAACCUUAACCACCAGGAAGAGCCCGGCCGUCCUUUCCUUGGACUGCGGGAACACGGAGAACAAAAGUGAAAUUCCAGCUGUCCUGCGCUUGCCGAUUUUUAACAAUGUUGAUGGGAUGGCCCCAGAUGGGACUUCCGCGAAACCUUCAAAUUACAAAACCACAACCAGUAGACAGCGAGAAAAAUCGUUACCUAGGAAUCAGGACACCGGAACUACUCACCAUAAUGUCCAGACCCCUGGCAAAAUUACAGCUGACGAUGUAGGAGCCGCCUUUGUUAACGAUUCCGUAUCUGACGUUGCGAGUACCGCAUCUUCCAGGAUGGAUGAACGUGGUUCAAAUGAAAUUUGUCUCUAUCAUCUAUACAAGGGUUGUCAACUUAACGGCUGCCACAAAGUUCACUUCCACCUGCCCUACCGGUGGCAGAUGUUCAUUGGAAACACCUGGAUGGACCUCUUGCUCAUGGAGAAUAUUGAGAAGGCCUUUUGUGACCCCAAAAUCUGCGUCAUUACUAUUGGCAAUUAUAAAAUCAAUUUCCGGAAAAUGACUUGUGACAAUAAUCCUAUCCAACGUAUCUCCACGCCUUCAUCCAUCACAAUGCCGGCCAAUUCUGUCUUCACCACCAAGUGGCUUUGGUAUUGGAGGAAUAGAUCUGACGAAUGGGUUCAAUAUGGGGAGAAGAAAGACAAUCAGCAUGUUUCAAACAUCGACUCUGUGUACCUGGAGUCUUUCUAUCUAUCCUGUCCAAGGGGAAUUGUGCCAUUUCAGGCGGGUUCACAAAACUACGAGCUAAGUUUCCAAGGGAUGAUUCAGACAAACGUAGCUUCCAAAUCCCAAAAGGAUGUCGUCAGAAGGCCGACAUUUGUGUCUUACUCGGAUGUGGAGCAGAUUAAACGUGGACGAGACCAUCAGCAGAUGCAGACCCAGUCAGAGCCUUUAACCUCGACAUUUGUUCCUCAGCAGAACAGGAGUUUCUCAAAUGACUAUAAGUUGCUUGAGAUCGAUAACCACUCUCUGGAAUACAACGAAAUAAGUGAGCGUUUUAAAGCUUCCAUGAAAAACUUCAAGAUCAAAAGGAUAAGGAAGGUUCAGAACACAAAACUCUUGAAUGCUUUUGAAAGGAGGAGGAAGGAGAUGCAGAGAUAUGAAAAGCUCCUGUUUUGUGCAACGGCACAGGCCCACAUGGAGUCCAUCUGUGCAAAUAACUUUGACUGGACUGUACAUGGAGUUCACGACGCCAAAUAUGGAAAAGGAAAUUACUUCACAAUGGAGGCCAUCAAUUCCCAUAAAAAUUGCCCAUAUGGUCUCAAGAACAUCGUUAUGUUUGUAGCCCGAGUCCUGGUUGGAGAAUUUACUGAAGGGCGUAUGAGUUACACGAGCCCUCCUCCGCACUAUGACAGCUGUGUGGACACAAGGUUGAACCCCUCAGUCUUUGUCAUCUUUCAGAAAGAUCAGAUUUACCCAGCAUAUGUGAUUGAAUAUAGUGAAACCGACAAACCCUGUGUGAUUAGUUAGAAAUGAUGAAUACAGCGUCAUAACGAUGCCAUAACCAUUCUGUUCCCUUACAGAACCCAUAUUGUCCCAGAUGAUAAACUUUUACAUUUCCUCGCCUAAAUGCCAUGGAUCAGUGAUUCCCAAACUUUGCUGCACAUUUGAAUCAUCUGGGAAGCUCUAAAAAUUUCCAGUGUCCAAAUUACGCCGCAGUCCAACGAAAUCACUUUUUCUGGGGAUGAGAGCCAGGAAGACUAUUGAAAUGUGUCAUAAAGUCUGGGAAUCAUUGCCUUAGAUGUAACUGGUAAAGACUCAUUUCUAAAACUUCUGUAAUCGCAGCAACCUUUCUCUCCCAACUCCUCUUUUAGUUUACUGCAUGAUACGAUCUUGUUUUGGUUAAAUUCAAAGAAAAUGAAUUUGGGGAAUUUGAGAAAAAUCUAAAAAUGUCUAUUGAAAUAAGGACAUAAGACAACACAGCCUUGGAUGGAAGAUUGUGAAAAGUUGGGGGAAAAUACUUAGGAAUAUGCUGGAGGGAAGAAUGUAAGGAUAAUUUAAAUGCUAGUGCAGACGUCACCACAUUACUGUACCUUAUCUUUGCGGUGAACUGACUUGGGGCGUGCAUUUCUUUAUCUCUAUGUUUAUUUAGGACACUCCAUCCAGGUUGACUCUUUCUGGAAGCUGCUAAGUGUGGCCCAGAGAGAAGCAACCAACUGGAGUUAAUUGCCUACUUGAUCUCUUUACAGAAUUAUGGCAAAGGAGGCAUUUAUAUCCUAAUUAAUAUGAUCACAGAGGUUUUUUCAGGUCAGACUUUCAUGAAGUGUCAGUGUCAUGGGGGCACUGAGUUUGCAGUAACCAGAUUCACACAGCAUGAGUGAUGGAUUCAGUGCCAUUGGAAUCGUUCGCUGUGGCAGUCGAAGCUCACCAAGAAAUUGGGAGCAGGACCAUCCUGCUGAAGGAUGGCCCCCUAAGGAGGCGAGAUUUGUUUCCUGGUGAGCACAGAAUCAGAACGAAGAGAUCAAUGCCCCAAACAAGCCUCGCACCUACCAGGGGCUUCUUUUUCUAAAUAUAACGGAUUGUGUGGAAUUGUAGCACAAUCAGCUUUUAGAGCAGUUGCGGUGCCUGGACCAAGAGUUCCUCCUUAUAAAUCAGAUUUUUCCUUCCAGUUUUCCUCUUCAACAUUCCAUACCAGUCGCCAAAAUUUCCUGUUCUAGUUCCUUGCAGCAGACAUGUUAAAAAAAUUACAUGAGAGCUGAUUUUAUAUUAGAUUUUAAAUCAGUACAAAGAUCUCCACAACUCCUUGGCUUUAAAGGUUUCCACCACUGAUAAAUGUGUACAUAUUUUUUAGGGUAGGGUUAUUUUCUGAGAGACUUGCCACAAAUAUUCAUUUUUUCUUUUCAUGGUAGCUUCCAUUUUGGAGCUUUCACUUCCUGAUCUUGACCCUCACAUUGUGGAGAUGCAGUUUAUCCAACUCUAACCAGCUGCUGAUUGGACACCUCUAAUUGGCUCUUUCACAGACAUCUCUAAUUCAGGGUGUCCAAAAUGGAGCACUCCAUUUGCUUCCCUCAAACAAAUCAGUUUUUCUCCCAGGAUUCUGUAUAUAAGUAAGACGUGUCACUAUCCACCCAUCUGCUCAAGCAGAAAUCCCGGAAGUCGUCCUUGACUCCUCUAUCUCCAUCCCCCUGCACAUCCAAGCAGUUCCCAUGUCAAGUUUUCCUUCUUAAGUAUCUCUGUUCCCUUCUAAGUUGUUCUUCACUUAGCAGCAAGAAUUUAAAAAUUUUUACUUAAUAAUAGCCUUCCAAAACAAAUCUGAUCCUUUAGAAUAAAGUUCAAACUCAUCAUCAUGGCCCCACGUGUUCUGUCGCUUCCCUACCCUUUCAUGUAUUUUCUUUCUUUUUUUUUCUCCCCCUCUCAUUUAUUUUCUUUCACUAUAACUCUGGCUUUCUUACAGUUCUUCAGUGCCUUUUUAACCCAGCUUGGUGGUUCUCAACUGGCAGUCCUGCCUUUUUUUUUUUUUUUAACAACAAAUACUUUGUAAUAUCCUCUAGUUACUCUCAAAAUGCAGUUCAGUGGCAAUAUUCUUUACCUACACACAAUUAUAGAAGUAAAUUAAAAAGUGAAUUAAAAUUAAUGUCAUCAUAAAAGGGAAUGAAAGUUUCAUAACUUGGGUGCAACUAUACCAGAAGAACUUACUAAGUAGUCAGAUGUUUACACCUACUUACAAUGAAUAAAUCUGAACUUAAAAGAAGGUAGGAGAUCAGAAGCUAUUUUGUAUAAAGAACUAUGGGAAAAUGUAAAAGCAGGGAUGCGAGUGGACAUUAGAAUACAAACUAGUGACACAGUAACUUACUUACAUAGGAUAAUACUUAUUUCUAUAAGAGAGAACGAAACUACCUUAACUACACAAAGAUACUAUGCAAGAAAAUCUACAGCUUGUCGAACUGGAGAAAAUGAGGAAAUGUUAUAUUCUUGCAGACGAACUGUAGGUCAUACACGAAUGUCUAGUGAGACAUUCAAAAUUCGUAUAGGGUGCAGAGUAAUUCCUUAUUGUGAGAAAUUGUCCAAUGUAUUGCAAGAUGUUCUGCAUACUUGGCUUCUACAUACUAAAUGCCAGUAGCGCCCUCCCCUGUCUCCCCCCAGUAUGAUAACCACCACCCUGUCAGAUCUAUUCACCUAUUUCAGAGCAGAUGUUUUUGUAACAUUCCCUUUGCCGUCCUGAGAUGAUUCAUAGAUACUACAAUCUACAUGAAUUUCUUCAAAGAUUAGUUUAAUGCCCUAACCCUAACUAAUGGAGAAACAGAAGGAAAGAAAUUUGUAACAUAGAUAAAAUAAAUAUCAAUAUGUAAAUGCUCAGGCAUGACUACGCUAUAUGACAUCAUGAAAUGGAAUGUAAAUACACCAACUCAUCGUGAAUAGGUUUAGAUUUAAAGGUCGAUCAGAGGCUACUCCUGUAACGAAGUACAGGAAACUGAAAGAUUCGAAGUCUAGGUGACACCAGAAUGAAAGCUAGUAUUAGGGUGAGUCCAUAUGUAAGGUAGGACCAUAUACCUUAUCUGUAUGUGGUAAGGGAAAGAGCGAAGUUACCUUAAUUGAAAUAAGAGUAUUAGGACGAGCACGUUACAGAUUGUCUAAGAGAAAACAAUGAAUUAUAAUUCUCUCAGGCAAGCUGUAGGUCCUACAUAAAUGUCCAGUAGGACAUAAGAAAAUCGUAUAAGGUACAGAAUAAUUCUUCGUUGUGUGGGACUAACCCAUACACUGCAGGAUGUCUGUUAUCCCUGGCUGCAUCCACUCAUUGUCAGUCAAAGUCCGCAAUUACUAUGAAACCAACAACUCGUCAACUUUCAAAAUACCACAGUGAGAAUCACUGACUUGGUUAAUAUUUAGCAUCUUUAGAUUAUCUCACUUGCUACCCCCGUAAAGAAUCCUUCUAUAGAUUAGAUCUGAUGCUUGCCUCCCAAGUCGUCAGUUUUUAAAAGACUUUGCAUCUUGCUUUGUUCAUUUUUAGCCUCUAUCCAACUUGGAGUUGUCCAUUUUCCACAUUAGAAUGUGAGCUCCGUGAGAGCCUAGUCAACCUGUCUUGUUCACUGUGCCACCCCUGAUGCCUACUGAGUGCUUGAUAUGCUGAUACAUCGGAUAGAUUUUGUUGGAUAAAGUAACCUCAACGUUUGUAAUGCAGUAGUUGAUUUGUAUUUCUUCUUGUUCGUCAAGCUCAAUUUGAGAUUACCUAAUGAAAUAAAUAUUAAUUUUGCUCUGCUGCCUUUA